AUGUCCAGCGGCAAUGUGGAACGUCUGGGCGACAAUGUGGAAAUCCUAGAUUACGAACCCGAGGGCGAGGCUCCCACCACAGAGCAGUUUCCAACGGCCAGUGCGGGAAGCGAGAGCCCCCCCGUGCCCAUUGUGGUCACCGUCAAUAGUUUGCUGGCCAUCAUCGCCACAGCAGAUCCGGCGGAACUGGAGCGGGCCUACAACACCGGGCGUGCCGUUCUGGAGGAUAUUGUAGAAGCGGCCCAUCUGUCGUCCGAUUCCCCCCCUUCCGCUCCUCCUUUCUCGCUCCCGCCGGAAGACAAAAUAAUUCUCUUGCCCCACGACGAGUUUAUGGCGUACCAAAGGUUGAACGAGAUGUGGCGAAGUGCGAGGCGUGAGGCUGCUCUGGCUGCUGCGGCGAGGAAGCAGGAGGAGGAGCGUAAGGCUGUUCGGGCUGCUGCGGAGAGGAAGCAGGAGGAGGAGCGUGAGGCUGUUCGGCCUGCUGCCGCGAGGAAGCAGGCGGAGGAACGUGAGGCUGCUCGGGCUGCUGCCGCUGCGUGGAAGCAGGAGGAGGAGCGUGCGGCUGCUCUGGCGGAGCGUGAGGCGUAUCUCGAAGCGGCUAGGGCGAAGCAGGGGGCGCUCCGAUCGCGGCUGGAGGAGCUGGAGCCCCGCCACUAGGACCCGCGAGCAGCCCCCUACCCCCGUCAUCGUGUUAUCGUCCCCCCCCCCAAGCAAUCCCGGGUUCCCCUUGGUUACCAUAGUACCGCCUCGCCGCACGAGAAGGAGCGGGAGGUGGCGGCUUUUCCGACGAACGGAAAGGAGCGGGAGAGGACAGCGACUCCGGAGUUUUCGGUGACGUUGGGUCUUCCGGCCGGUGCUGAAGGCGGAGCAUGGUUUGCGGCCGCAACUACCGUGUACGAGUUCCACGUUGGAGAUACAGCGUUCCUGUCCCGACCGCUGGAGAUGCCUGCAGAAGAUGUAACGUUCCACGAUGAGGACAAAUUGGCAGCUCUUAUGGCAUGGGCUGGCAUAAAACAACUCGUCCAUGCACAAUUUCCCCAACCGCACACCGUUGCUUUCGGGCACAUUAUCCAUACCCCGUACAUCGCGAUACUUCCGCCUUCUUCACGGCAGUCCGUGUUCCAGCUUUUGCUCGCUCUCCGUCGUGCCACCUUUGAUAGAGGUCCUCAAGGAACGUCGGUGGUGACACAAGAUGGUGGACUCCAGCUGCCUCUUGCUCGUGCUGCCUCCAACAACGACUUCAAGCACGAUCUACAAGCCCCCCGGCAGGCCUCUUCACGCCCUGCACAUGGUUCUGGAGGGGACAAGGACUACAGUUGGUCGGCGGCUCCUGUGUCCAAGAGCUGGAAGAACCGUUGGGGUGACCAAGAUUCGACGGCCAAGAGCGAGACGGACGACCACCGCCGCUCUACCCAGUCUUCGCGAGGGCGC
Ectocarpus sp. CCAP 1310/34 is the source of this 1431-nucleotide messenger RNA. Lineage: Eukaryota; Phaeophyceae; Ectocarpales; Ectocarpaceae. The record is from the annotation of a GenBank genome assembly.